GUUCACCUUUGAGUCACUGAUUUUUGCGACAGCCGUAAUCCGACACUAAGCAUCAAGAUGGCGUCAGGCAGCGGGGUGAGUCUUUUCUGAUUUUGUAGUUCAAAAUAAAAGAAUAAAAACCUUUAACUGAGUGAUUUUAAUGUUUUAAAAUGUUUUAAAAGGUUUGAGAGUUUAUAAGAGUCACUCCGAGCUCAAAGGGACCGGAUGUAAAGGUUUUAAAACCGUGUUAGCGGAAGUCAGCUGGUAACAACAGUUAGCAUGCUAACAACAGUUAGCGGGCUAACGAUCAAAACAAACAAGAUAAACAAAACAAACGGAAUUAACGAUCUUUUUUUCACUAAAAGACGUUUUUAUUUUACCGCGAAAUUCACCGAGUUUAUCACAUCAACUCGUGUUUUCAUUCACGUCCGCUGCCUCAUCAAACGGAGGGAGAGCUUCCGGUUAGCAUCCUCAACGUUAGCAGACUGUCAAAAUAAAAGCAUAAAAAUAAAAGGCUUAUUAUAUUGGAGAGACAAGACUGUCAAAAUAAAAUGUUUCUAAAAUUUAUGUCGUCUUCUCUUUCUUCUUCUUCUUCUUCUCUUUCUUCUCUUCUUCUUCUUCUUCUUCUUCUUCUUCUUCUUCUCUUUCUUCUCUUCUUCUUCUUCUUCUUCUUCUUCUUCUUCUUCUCGCGUUCCAGUCCAGUAAAAACGACUUCCGCAGGAAGUGGGACAAAGAGGAGUACGAGAACCUCGCUCAGAAACGAUUGGCCGAGGAGAGAGACCGCGAGAGGAGAGAUGGUGAGGAGGAGGAGAAACGUGGCGUAAAAACAUGUUUGUUAUUCUGUUAGUGAGGAGGAGGAGGAGAGAGGAGGUGAGGGAGGAAGAGGAGAGGAGGAGAGAAGGAGGAACCUUCAGGAAAAGAGACAGGAAGUUUAGGAGGGGUUGAGAAGACGAAUGUCGUCAAUCUGCGAGUUUUUUUAAGAGAAGAAGAAACUUUGAGGGUCUGUUUUCAGGACGCCUCCUGACCCUGUCCCCUCUGAGGACUGGGUUCAGGUUCUGGUAGAACCGGGUCUCAUGUUUCUGUCUCUGUCUCUCAGGGAAAACGGCGCCCCCCGUCAAGCGGGACCUCCUGCGUCACCGAGACUACAAGGUGGACCUGGAGUCCAAACUGGGAAAGACCAUCGUCAUCACAAAGACCACCCCUCAGGCCGAGAUGGGCGGGUACGACAGAACCCAGGGUCACAUGACCCCGCUGUCACAUGACCUAAGGUCCCAGAAGGUUACUAAGUCAGCUGCUGUCCUCUGAUUGGCCGUCUUCUCUUCUUCUUCUUCUGCAGAUAUUACUGUAACGUCUGUGACUGUGUCGUCAAAGACUCCAUCAACUUCCUGGAUCACAUCAACGGGAAAAAACGUGAGUUUGUGACCUUCAAAAACGACCACGGCGAGCUCUACGACCACGGUUAACUAACUGUGUGUGUGUGUGUGUGUGUGUGUGUGUGUGUGUGUGUGUGUGUGUGUGUGUGUGUUCCUGAGAGCAGACCAGAGGAACCUGGGCAUGUCGAUGAGGGUGGAGCGCUCGUCUCUGGAUCAGGUGAAGAAACGAUUCGAGGUGAACAAGAAGAAGAUGGAGGAGAAACAGAAGGAGUACGACUUCGAGGAGAGGAUGAAGGAGCUGAGGGAGGAGGUGAGGAGGAGGAGGAGGAGGAGGAGGAAGAGGAGAGGAUGAAGGAGCUGAGGGAGGAGGUGAGGAGGAGGAGGAGGUGGAGGAGGAGGAGGAGGAGGAGGUGAAGGAGGAGGAAGGAGCUGAGGGAGGAGGUGAGGAGGAGGAGGAGGAGGAGAGGAGGAGGAAGAGGAGAGGAUGAAGGAGCUGAGGGAGGAGGAGGAGGAGAAGGAGGAGGAGGAGGAGGAGGAAGAGGAGAGGACGAAGGAGCUGAGGGAGGAGGAGGAGGAGGAGGAGGUGAAGGAGGAGGAGUUAAGGGAGGAGGAAGGAGCUGAGGGAGGAGGAGGAAGAGAGGAGGAGGAGAGGAGAAGAUGAAGGAGCUGAGGGAGGAGGAGGAGGAGAGGAGGAGGAAGAGGUAAAGGAGGAGGAGGAGAGGAGAGGAUGAAGGAGCUGAGGGAGGAGGAGAGGAGGAAGAGGUAAAGGAGGAGAGGAAGAGGAGAGGAGGAGAGGAGAAGAUGAAGGAGCUGAGGGAGGAGGAAGAGGUGAAGGAGGAAGGAGCUGAGGGAGGAGGAAGAGGUGAAGGAGGAGGAAGUUAAAGUUGUUGACUCUGAUCUGUUUGUGUUUCCAUGACGACGAGGGGACACUCUUUAAUACCUCUGAUAUAACCUGUGUGUGUGUGUGUGUGCGUGCGUGUGUGUGUCUCAGGAGGAGAAGGCGAAGGCCUAUAAGAAGGAGAAGCAGAAGGAGAGGAAGCGGCGUGCGGAGGACGACGUGGACUUUGAGGAGGACGAUGAGAUGGCGGCGGUGAUGGGGUUCUCGGGUUUCGGGUCGUCAAAGAAAAGUCACUGAUGAAGAUCUGGAUCUGGAGGACCUCCACCAAUCAGGAGGGGAGGGUGGUUGAAGCUCCGCCCCCCUCUAAUUAGAGGGACACUGAGACUGAGGAAGGAGGAGACGGUUCUGGUUCAGACUCGAACCCUCCAGUCUACAUUUGAUCCAGAACCAGGCUUUUAUUUUGGUAACCAGGCUUUUAUUUUGGUAGUUUGAUGUUUGGUGCUGUCAGCUCUGGGUGGAUCCCAGAAGGUCAAAGGUCAGACAGGAUCCAGGGAUCAGCUGUUUCCUGUCUAAGGUAAAAGGAGGGACCGGUUUCUGAGCGCGGUUCAGUUUGGGGGGUCUGAAGGAAAAACCAAAACCUGGUCUGGACUCUGAAAGUCUAAAAAACCUCUGAGUGUUUUUUUUUUUUUUUUUUUAAUGAUUCAAAAUAAUAAAACUUUGUUUAAAACUCACUGAGUGUGUGUGUGUGUGUGUGUGUGUGUGUGUGUGUGUGUGUGUGUGUGUGAGUGUGUGUGUGUGUGAGUGUGUGUAUGUGUGUGUAUGUGUGAGAGUGUGUGUGUGUGUGUGUGUGUGUGAGAGUGUGUGUGUAUGUGAGUGUGUGUAUGUGUGUGUAUGUGUGAGAGUGUGUGAGUGUGUGUGUGUGUGAGUGUGUGUGUGUGUGAGUGUAUGUGUGAGAGUGUGUGUGUGUGUGUGUGAGAGUGUAUGUGUCUGUGUGUGAGUGUGUGUAUGUGUGAGUGAGAGUGUGUGAGUGUGUGUGUGAGAGUGUGUGAGUGUGUAUGUGUGUGUGUUUGUUUGUGUACGAAGUUUGAAGAAGAUCGUCGUAGAAACCAAAGUUGUGUGAGAAAUAAACUGAGGAGUAAAGAAUCAAAACUGUGAACAAAAGUAUUUGUGCAGCAUUUAGACUGAGUCUAAUCUGAGGAUUAAUUAAUCUGAAGAUUAUUUAAUCUGUACUUUAAUAUUUAUAGUUUAGUUCAUUUAAAGUUUAAUAUCUGAAGUUUUAUUCAUCUGUAGAUUAC
This is a messenger RNA of Xyrichtys novacula (pearly razorfish), 3485 nucleotides long. The record is from the annotation of a GenBank genome assembly. NCBI's taxonomy places the organism in Eukaryota, Metazoa, Chordata, Actinopteri, Labriformes, Labridae.